UGCAUGGAUAUAGGAAGUUGAAUUAAUUGGGGGAACUAUCCAGCAGAUACUACUGAUUAUUGCUUCAUUUUGUGUUAUUGUGAUCUUCCACCAUGGUCAAGCCAAAGGGACCCGCUCGUAUGAGUCGGAUAAGCAAGGGGAAACAUAGUUUGAACGCAGAUCGACCAAAAACUGAAAAAGGAACGGGCAACAACAUGAGGGACAAAGCCACGGUCAAAAGAAUCAAGAUGUAUAAAGGGGGUAAACCAAUCAGAAAUAAAGAAGGCAAAAUAGUCAAAGCCGCUCCAUUUCAAGACUGGCUUCCUUUAGGAACAGUGGCAAGGGUAGAACCCAACAGAAGAUGGUUUGGUAACACUCGCGUUGUUAGUCAGUCCUCGCUACAGACAUUUCAAAAUGAACUUGGUAAAGUUAUACGAGAUCCGUACCAAGUCGUGAUGAGGCAAUCUAAACUACCAAUCACAUUGUUACAGGAAAGGGCAAAGCAUGCCAGGGUGCAUGUUUUGGAAACUGAAAGUUUUGAAAGUACAUUUGGUAAGAAGAAACAGAGAAAGAGACCGACAUUGAAAGCAGCAGAUGUGGAGAGUUUGGUAAAAAGUGCAGAUGAUUUGGUUGAAAAGUAUGAUAGUGAGAAGGACCGAGAUUUAGUGCGUGAUGACGAUGGUAUGCGCAAAGAAGCCAGAGAACCGAUUUUUAGCAAGGGAACAUCUACUAGGAUUUGGGGAGAGCUGUAUAAGGUGAUUGACUCAUCUGAUGUAGUAGUACAAGUACUGGAUGCCAGGGACCCACAAGGUACUAGAUCUAAACACAUUGAAAACUAUCUUAAAAGGGAAAAACAGUAUAAACAUCUUAUAUUCAUACUCAACAAAGUAGACUUAGUUCCUACAUGGGUCACGCAAAAAUGGGUGGCCAUCUUAUCACAUGACUAUCCUACUUUAGCGUUUCAUGCUAGCGUCAAUAAUCCUUUUGGUAAAGGAGCACUAAUACAGCUACUCAGGCAGUUUGCAAAACUACAUCUGGACAAGAAACAGAUCAGUGUUGGUUUCAUUGGUUAUCCAAAUGUCGGUAAGAGUUCCGUCAUUAAUACAUUGCGUGCAAAGAAAGUCUGCAAAGUAGCCCCCAUUGCUGGAGAGACCAAAGUCUGGCAGUAUAUUACCUUGAUGAGACGAAUAUUUUUAAUAGAUUGUCCCGGUGUGGUGUACCCAACAGGGGAGACGGAGACCGAGCUUGUUUUGAAAGGCGUGGUAAGGGUUGAGAACGUGAAGAACCCAGAGGACUAUGUUGGUGCCGUACUGGAGCGAGUCAAACCGGAAUACAUUCAGAGAACGUAUAAUAUUGCACAGUGGAAGGAUGAUGAAGAUUUCUUAGAACAGAUGGCGAGGAAAACUGGAAAAUUAUUGAAGGGUGGAGAGCCUGCUAUAAAUACUGUAGCCAAGAUGGUUCUGAAUGAUUGGCAGAGAGGAAAAGUCCCCUACUUUGUUAAGCCACCAGAAACAGACCAGGAAGUAAGAGAGAGGAUACAUAAUGAAAAGAAAGAGAAAGAGAAGAUGGCUGAAGCAAAAACAGCGAAUGAUGAAAAGAUGGAGUCAUCCAAUGAAAAAGAAAUUGAGUCAACAACAGAUGAAGUCCAGUUUGCUGUUUCUCAGGAUCUUACUAAAAUCAGCGUUGAACCAGAAUUUGUUGGAGAGGAUAUUCAGGAUAUUGUUCCUAUGGAAACUACUGUUGAUGAUGAUGCAAUCAGUGAUGAUGAUGAUGAAGAGGAGGAAGAAAAAGAAGAUGAUACUAGUCGCCAUAGAAACCAGGAAGAUGGAAAAGAGGAAUCUGGACUAGUUAUAAACAAAGACAGUGGUGUUUUGAAAAGUGCAUUGACCUUUCUUGGGGGGAAAAAAACAAAUCAGCAGAAACUUGCAGGAUUUAAAAUCAAACAACAAAAAUUCAAGAAGACCAGGAAUGAAAUAACAGAACAAAAACAGUCUGAUAAUAUUCAGAGUUCAAAUGCAGAGGAAGAUAAUGAGAAAAUAGAAACAGGAAAAAUAAUAGAUGUUAUCUAUGAGGAUGAAUCUGAAAAUGAGGAACUUUUAAAUGAUGCUGAUGAAGACAAUCCACAACUUGAGGAAAGUGAUGAUGAUGAUGAUGAUGAUAAUGAUGGUGGGGUACAGAUAAAAGAUACAGAGUAUGUUACCAUGGUAGAGAUGAUGCCAUCUCCUAAACAGAAACACAUGCCUGUUAAGAAAGGAUCAAAGAAAAGAAAACGGUGUUAUCAGGAGGAAGAGGAGGAAGAAAGGCCAUCUAAAAAGGAAUUAAGACGAGAGCAUAAAAAGAGAAUGAGACAGAAAACUGGAUCACGAUACUAUGACACUGUAAAUGUGAAAAAUAAAAAUUACCCCAAACGUGGAACAACUUCAGAAAAACACACCAGGUCAAAAAAGAGGAAAGGCAGCUCUAGAAAUUAGAAUAAUAUUAUUUUAAAGACAAUGAACAUGAAAUGAACAAUGUUAUCAUUUAUUUUAGAAUAUUAACAACUUUGUGGAAAGUUGAAAAUACCAUAUCACCAUCAUAGAAGUGUGUGAAAGUCAAACUGCAAACAACAUUUCCAAAUGGAAAGUUACCAAAAUAAAUAACACUAAUAAAUUUAUUUGUAUCAAUGCAA
Messenger RNA from Saccoglossus kowalevskii, 2647 nucleotides. RefSeq lists its product as uncharacterized. The record is from RefSeq and is a predicted model, not a curated record. Lineage: Eukaryota; Metazoa; Hemichordata; Enteropneusta; Harrimaniidae. Gene Ontology annotation, molecular function: GTP binding. Gene Ontology annotation, cellular component: nucleolus.